AUGGCGGUGAUCCUGCUGUGCGCCCUGUGCAUUCCAGCGGCGCUUCCGUCGGAGCCGGAGCCUCCCGCGGGGUCGGGAUCGGGCUCGGAGCUUCCCGCGGGAUCGGAGCCCAUCCCGCUGGGGCUGAAGGCCAUGGUGGUGGUGAACUCCACACCCUGCAGCGUUACCUGCGGGCUGGGCGUGAAGGAGGAGCGGCUGUGCGAGGUCAGCCCGGCCGGGGAGCGCCGGAAUUGCUCCCUGGUGCGUUCCCGCUGCCUCAGCCAUUGGAUCUGCGGCCUCCGGCACCUCAGCGUUCCCGAGGGAAAUCCCAUCCGCCUCACCUGCCUCUCCCCGGACGCCACCAGCCUGGAGGGACAAAAUUUCGGCUACACCUGGAGGUUCGCCCGCGGGCUCAUCACCACCAACGACCUCCUGUUCCAUCCUUUCCACAAUCCCAGCCCUUCCCUGAGCUUCUCGCCGGCUCUGGAGUCGCAUUCCGGGACCUACCGCUGCGACGUGCAGGUGCUGAGCUCCUUCCAGCUCGUCAAGAGGAUCUACUUCGGCCUCAGGGUGAUCCCCAGGGAUCUGGUGGAUCUCGACUUCCAGAAAUCCCUGACUUGGGAGCAGCAGCUGGCGGCCAACGGGGAGGAGCCGCCGGGGAACGCCAGCAGCGCCGCGGAGCCGGAGCGCUGGCGGAAUCCGUGGGAGAAGCAGUGGAUUUAUGAGGCGGUGCUGGGAGUCGGGAGCGGCGUGAUCCUGGGGAUCCUCUUCAGCCUCGGGCUCUGCUGCCUGGGCAGGGUGUGCAGGAACAGAGCGGCGCGGGAAAUGAACAGACUUUGA
Messenger RNA from Pseudopodoces humilis (Tibetan ground-tit), 819 nucleotides. It is a transcript of the gene TMEM81, whose product is annotated as transmembrane protein 81. NCBI's taxonomy places the organism in Eukaryota, Metazoa, Chordata, Aves, Passeriformes, Paridae. The record is from RefSeq and is a predicted model, not a curated record.